CAUCGUUUACCGUUACCCUGUAGCUGUCUCACCGGCGUCUCCGAAAAACCAGUGUCACUUGUGACAAACAAAUCUUGAUCAUCUGAAACAAUUAUUAUUUCUCAGGACGCGGACGAGCGCUUCCUCAUACGUCACCGACAGGCGACCAAUGGCAGCGUUCAUUUUCAGAGCUUACCCACCGCGAGGUAGAAGAAUGUAAUUCUACACAGAAGCUUUUCUUUGCUGGUAAUCAUCUUAUUUGGCGACACAGUGCAGGGAGGACUUCACUGAGAAACAGUAUUUCGGGUGAAUGAGACCUGCGUGUAGCCGUGUGCUCGACAGGUGUAGCGUCCUUGUGCUGUUUUUCACGAAAUACUUUAGCUGCUCCUUGGGGUGACAAGCACAUCGUGCUCACAAAUGACUGAUCCCCAGCAAAGACAUGCAAUAACUUGGACCUGGCAACUGUGGAGACAUUAUCGCCAUGAAAGGCUUCAGCUCCAGAUUGGGCUUUUCGCUGGGCUUCAUUUUAGGGGCCUGCAGUACGUACUUCUUCCUUCACCAGGUGUGGUUUGAGAGAAGUUACCCUGUUCUGUCAGGAGCUCAGGAAAAAGUCACCGCUGUAAGGGAGAGGCCGACCGGCUGGAGGAAGGAGGGAGCUGCUGUUAAGAAUCUGCACCUUCCUCACCGUACAGGUGAAGACAGCCAGGUGGCAGAUAUGUUGUAUCAGAAAGUACGCGUUCUCUGUUGGGUGAUGACGGGGCCGUAUAACCUGCAGAGCAGGGCCCAACAUGUCAGGGCUACCUGGAGUCGGCACUGCAACAUCGUCGUGUUCAUGAGCUCUGUGGACGACCCCGACUUCCCCACUGUGGGCCUGGGGACAAAGGAGGGCCGUGACCAGCUCUACUGGAAGACCAUUCGAGCGUUCCAUUACGUCUACGAACACCACGGGAAUGAAGCAGACUGGUUCUUAAAAGCGGAUGAUGACACCUAUGUGGUAGUGGACAACCUGCGCUGGAUUCUGUCCAACCACUCCUCCGAAGAACCAAUCUAUUUUGGCAAGCGCUUCAAACCUUAUACCAAACAAGGCUACAUGAGUGGGGGAGCAGGUUAUGUACUCAGUAAAGAAGCCCUCAAAAGAUUUGUGGAAGGCUUUCGAACCAAGGUUUGCACACACACGACCCCUGUGGAAGACCUAGCUCUCGGUCAGUGUUUGGAGAAGAUGGGUGUUCUGGCAGGAGAUUCCAGAGACACUUUGCAACGAGAAACUUUUCACCCGUUUGUGCCAGAGCACCAUCUUACUGGCAAGUUCUCCAAGAGCUUCUGGUACUGGAGCUAUUGCUACUACCCAAUUGUUGAGGGUCCGCAGUGCUGCUCUGACCUGGCUGUAUCGUUUCAUUAUAUCGAAGCAGAGCUGAUGUACGUGAUGGAGUACUACACCUACCACCUAAGGGCGUAUGGUUAUAUUCCACGCUACCAGCCCUCUUUACGUCAUGGUUUGAAUGUCAGCCCACACUCGCAGACUGCUGUAACAGCGGGACUUAAAGCAGUUCAGGGGGUGAAGGACGGAAAGAAUCGCACGACUGUUGCCUUUUCUCUCAGUGGAAACCAAACCAAAGAGGAUACGGUGACAGAGGAAAAGGAGACGGAGAAUUUAAACUCCCAUCUCACUGUGAACAGGACUGCAGUUGAAUAAAACGCUGUAUUGUAUUAGCUGUGUUGUGUUUUAGAUGAUGCUGAAUGUGUUUUAACUGCAGUGAUCGCCAUCAGAAACUACAUCAGGAGCACCUGUGGCUACUUUCCUUCUGUUAGUCAAGAAGAACUGUGGUGAAAAGUAUGACUUCUUCUUCACCCUUUUACUGCGCACUAACAAGUCAUGACAACAUGAGUGAGUUGUUAAAGAUAAGAGAUGUUUGAGUGGAGGCUACAUUUGUCUCAGCUGUGUUCAACCAACAUCUGGUUUAGCCUUAAUUAUAUUUGACAUCAUCAGUGUUUGAAUUUAUUGUCACAGCCAAUGUGCUUGGAGUUAUGCAGGAAAAAGCAAUAGAUGUAUAACAUUUAUUAUUAAUUGUGAGUAAUUAAGUAAUUUGGCAUAAAAUGCUUCAAGUUAAUAAAUUAAUUUUGUUUAAAUUUAAUUUGUAACUCAAGCUAAUUAACAGGCUUUAAAACCAGAGCCAGGAUGUUUGAUAUGUUUGUUUCAGAAAUGCAAAAUAAAGUGUUUUCUUUUCA
Neolamprologus brichardi is the source of this 2205-nucleotide messenger RNA. RefSeq names its product core 1 synthase, glycoprotein-N-acetylgalactosamine 3-beta-galactosyltransferase 1, like a (gene c1galt1la). The record is from RefSeq and is a predicted model, not a curated record. Gene Ontology annotation, molecular function: N-acetylgalactosaminide beta-1,3-galactosyltransferase activity. Gene Ontology annotation, cellular component: membrane. Lineage: Eukaryota; Metazoa; Chordata; Actinopteri; Cichliformes; Cichlidae.